AUCCUUUUUCAAUGUGUUUUGUGGGUUGGCGGAUGGCCAUUCUCCACUUUAGGGCUCUCCAUUUUCUUCCAUCGUUGUUCAUCCCGAUGUUCUUCAAGGUCUCAUUCCCAGACCAUCGUAGAGAUCCUGAAAAUCAGCCCAGAAUUUCACAUAAGGGUGAGGGCUGGAUUGAAAUGCACCAGAAAAAUGUUUUUUCUCCAUCCAGGAGAAAAUCCAGGCUCACAUGCAGAUCCUGAAGGAAAAGAAGGAAAAACUGCAGGGGCUGAAGGAGGCUGAAGAAGGGAAAAGCCUGGAAUUCCUCGAGAAGGUCCAGCAGGAGAGGCAGAAGGUGGUGUUGGACAUCAAGGAGCUGCAGAAGUUCGUGGAAGAGCAGGAGCGUCUCCUCUUGGGGCGGCUGGAAAAGCUGGACCAGGAAAUUGUGAGGAGAAAAGAGGAGAACCUGGCCAAGAUCCUGGAGGAGAUUUCCUCCAUCAGUGAGCAGAUCCGUGAGCUGGAGGAGAAAUGCCAGCAGCCACCGUGUGAAUUCCUACAGGACAGCAGGAACAUCUUGAGCAGGCUGGAGAAUGAGAAAUCCCAGAAGGUGGCAGAGAUCUUGCCUGGAGCAGAAGAAAACCCAACCAGCCCUGCUCAGAAAAACACCUCCCUCAAGGAGACACUGAUGCAGUUUCGAGGUAGGGAGGAGAAGGGUUGAGUUUGCAAUAGAUUU
Molecule: messenger RNA, 706 nt
Organism: Meleagris gallopavo (turkey)
Lineage: Eukaryota; Metazoa; Chordata; Aves; Galliformes; Phasianidae
Source: RefSeq, a predicted model, not a curated record